AUGACUGUGAUGAUGAGGAACAAGGACCACAAUCACCAAGUCAUAGCCUACUGCGCUCUCACUACCGGCUUCAACUUGAUCAGCCAAGCUUUCAAUUUUUACUAUGUCAACGUGUUUCUCAAUAUUUAUCAAGUUCAAGAAGCAUGGUUCCAGUUUGCUCAAGUCAUGUUCUUGAUAUGGAAUGCGAUCAAUGAUCCCCUAUUUGCAUAUUGUGCAGAUAACAAAAAUAUAAGAUUUAUGUCUACACGGCGAAAUAUGGUUUUGUAUGGUGCACCUUUCUUUGCAUUGUCAUUUCUUGUGCCAUGGUUUCAGUGGAGCCCGAACCCGACAAUAAUUGGAUUGCAUUUGAUAAUAGCUUUAUGCUUUUGGGAUACUAUGUUUACAUUAGUUGGGCUUGCAUCCUGUUGUUUAUUCACUGAAAUAUCUCAGGACCCAUCAAAGAGAAUAACACUUACCCGAUAUGCCACCUUGGGCUCUCUUGUCGGUUCGAGUAGUAUCUUGUUCUUGGACCACGCUUCCAGCAGUUUGAUAAAUUUCAGAGCUUUUCAAUUUGUUUCUGUAAUUGUUGCUUUUCUGAGCUGGGUCCUAAUGCAUUACUGCGGCAAACACUGUCAUACCAGAUUUGACUUGAACCAAAUGAAACAGAAAAACAAAUCACCCGAUCAGGUUCUCCACGAGCGCAGUGGUCAUGAGUCCUAUUUCCAACAAACGUUACAAAUUCUGUCUGACAUCAAUUUUCUCUCGUUUGUCAUAACCAACUUCUUCCAGGAGUUUCAUAAGACAUAUUUGAUAAACUUUUUAGCUGUAAUUUGUGAUCAAAUGGUUCCAGCAAAUUAUAUUUCACAGAGGAUGAGGAGUACCUUUUACGGAUGUGUUCCUUUUUCAUCUCAGAGACGAUUGAUUGAUUGAUGUUUUCCGCCACGCUCAACAAUUUUUCAGUUAUCUGGUGGGCCCAGUUUUUAUUGGUGGAAGAAAGAACCCAGAUACAAUGUACCUGGGAAAAGACCACCGAUCUU
Messenger RNA from Ostrea edulis (European flat oyster), 1016 nucleotides. Its product is annotated as transmembrane protein 180-like. The transcript is spliced from 2 exons. Bases 1 to 909 code for a protein of 302 amino acids. NCBI's taxonomy places the organism in Eukaryota, Metazoa, Mollusca, Bivalvia, Ostreida, Ostreidae. The record is from RefSeq and is a predicted model, not a curated record.